AACGCGACCUGCCGCACGCGUUCGUCAGUUGGACGUCGAUCUAUCUCUUCCUGAACUUUCAUUUCCUCGUCCUCUACCUCUCAUGAAGGCCCUCACAAUAUAGACUCAGAAUGUACGAAGCCCAACAAGAGACAGAGUCGACGCUGUGCACUCGACUCCCACCGGUGGACGAGGAAGACGAGGCUGUGUCAGAGUCAGAGGAGUUCUCGGCUGCAGAAUCGGGAGACGAGGGUGUAUACAGAAACGCCGAUAGUGAACAGGCAGACACAUCCUUCGAGAGUUCUCAGUCGGUGGGUGGGUCUUCUAGGGGCAAGGGGAAAGGCGUGGAUCGUGGUGAGGCUCAGACGCCGCCAUUCAGAGCACGAUCCUCGUCGAUGAAAGGGAGGGAGAAGCAUUCCCGCUCAUGGGCAGACCUUGACCCGACCAUGGUUGUCGCCCUCGUCUCACCCAUCGGCAACUGGCUCACCGGGAGUGACCAUGUGAAGAAUCUGCUCCUGCUCCUUCUACUUAUUUUCUAUCUUCAUCAACUUAUCGAAGUACCCUGGAAACUGUACCAAGGUUCUCGUCCGCGGUCCCGCAAGAGCCUGAAGCAGGUCGUCCAGGAUGCACGCGCCGAGUUCGCGUCGUCUGAACUUCGUGUCCGGGAGCUGUUCUUCCUAUCCCUCACCGUCAUUGCUCCCUUCAUCGGUGCUGUCCUUGUCCGUCAUAUCUUCUCUGCCAUGGACGGCGUGGGCAGUCUCUCGUGGUUCAGCGUGACUCUAUUCGUCCUUGCUACUGGCAUUCGCCCGUGGAUGCACGUCGUUUCGCGUCUGCAAGAACGAACAGACGAGCUUCAGCAAGCUAUUCACGCUGAGGAAGAGGAAGAAUACCAUCACGCGAUCACCCAGAAGCUCGACUCCGUCGUGAAUCGCCUCGCAGCGCUCGAACGCGCGCUUCAUGAGGUCCAAGCGAAGACGGACAAGAUCGCUCCUCUGGAGGAAAUGUGCGACGAGAUGAACGAAACACUUGAAACCAUCGAGCGUACCGUUCAUCGCCAGGAGCGUAAGACUGAUUCUGCGCGAGUCUCGCAUAACAGUCGUUUAUCGGCCCUGGAGAGCGCUGUCCUGCGUCUUGAGGAACGUCAGAGGCACCAGGUCCGUACCGUUGCUGCACAUACACAGGCCGCCAGGAAUGCCGUCAACGUCGCUCUUCCACCAUCUCUCUCUCAGUUUCUUGUCCUACUCUACAGCCAGCUUUCCCGAACGAUUCAUAACAUUAUCCAACAAUACCCGUUCCUAUUCCUAAAGCAGAUGUACACGAAAGACAUUAUGACACCUGUUCCGACCUCUCCUCCCAUAUCUCCUUCCGGCACGGUGCACCAUUUCAACGGCACGCCCCUGGAGACGAUACCCGAAGCCGCGGACUCAGACUCCGAAGGUACCUACGUUUCAGACAAAGAGAGCGCAUCUCAUAGUUCGCCUGGCGCAGGAGAGACGAGAAAGCGUGGCGGACGCAAGCUCAGCAGGAGCAGAAGCCGCAGUUAUAGUGGACCUCGUCCGCCUCUGAGGCGCAGGAACACCUACGGGCGCAUGGCGCUGGACUAUGCCGCCGCCCUCGUUUCCUGGCCGUACCAGUUCGCCGUGAAAGCCUUGUUGUUCAUUAUACCCGCGCCGAUUCAGAAACAUUUCUUGUGACUUUUAUGCACUCGUGUAUUCUAUUUAUUGGUGUUGGCUGUAUCACAAGCUUCGAAACGUGUAUCGACAUGCUACAAUAGCGUCUCCUGUUGGCCUUGUAUUCAGUACUUUACAGAUACUUUCAUGUCAAAUAAUUUAGGUGU
Phanerochaete carnosa HHB-10118-sp is the source of this 1816-nucleotide messenger RNA. RefSeq lists its product as uncharacterized. The transcript has 2 exons. The coding region runs from base 111 to 1673 and encodes 520 amino acids. The record is from RefSeq and is a predicted model, not a curated record. NCBI's taxonomy places the organism in Eukaryota, Fungi, Basidiomycota, Agaricomycetes, Polyporales, Phanerochaetaceae.